AUGGCUUCCAGUUCUUUGAUGAAACCUCAGAUGCAUGGCCUUCUGGCCAAGUGUCUGCGAUUUCAUAUUGCUGGAGCAUUCACUGUAUCUCUGGGAGCUGCAGCUUUCUAUAAGUUUGCUGUGGCUGAACCAAGAAAGAAGGCAUAUGCAGAUUUCUACAGAAUUUAUGAUUCCAUAAAAGAUUUUGAGGCGAUGAGGAAAGCUACUGUCUUUCAGAGUGCAAAAUGA
Molecule: messenger RNA, 228 nt
Organism: Balaenoptera ricei (Rice's whale)
Lineage: Eukaryota; Metazoa; Chordata; Mammalia; Artiodactyla; Balaenopteridae
Product: cytochrome c oxidase subunit 6C-like
Exons: 1
Coding region: 1-228 (75 amino acids)
Biological process (GO): mitochondrial electron transport, cytochrome c to oxygen
Source: RefSeq, a predicted model, not a curated record